AGUGAUUCGCGUGAACAGAUUUUGGAGCAAAUUAAAGAGCAAGGCGAUCUCGUGCGUCAGUUGAAGGGAGCCAAGGAGUCCAAGGAGAAGAGCGACGGCAGGAACCAGGAGGAGGAGCACCACACAUAAAAGAAUAGGAGGGAGGACAGGAUGCCGGAGACGCUGCCCGCAACGGCCACGGUGACAGCCUCGAGCAUCGACUGCACUGUCGCCGUGCUCAAGGUGCCGACGCCCACCAUGCAGAUGCCGCAGGUGUGCAACCUCCAGAGCCUGGGCCUCAUCAUGGAGCCCAACAACAUCAACAUCGAGCUGAAUCCCGCGGCCACUCCUACGCCCACUCCCACUUCCCCCGAGUUCAAGAUGAUGACUAUGGAUAUCACCAAAACAGAACCCGGACUCGUCGGGCUCUCAUCGAAUCAACAGCAGCAGCAGCAGCAGCAGCAGCAGCAAUCCGGACAGCAGCAGCAGGCCGCCAGCAUGAACAGCAACAGUGGCAACAGCGUGGGGCAGAAUGCCAACAACGGUUGCAACAGCAACGGCGGCGGGGUGAACAGCGGCAACGGCAAUGGCAACAAUGGUGGCAACAACAACAGCAACAGCAAUGUCCAGAGCAUCGCCGCGGCGGCCAACAACAAUAACAACAACAACAAUGGGAGCCAGCUGUGCGCCGGCUGCGGCAAGCACAUCCAGGACCGUUACCUGCUGCGCGCCCUGGACAUGCUGUGGCACGAGGACUGCCUCAAGUGCGGCUGCUGCGACUGUCGCCUGGGCGAAGUGGGGUCCACCCUCUACACGAAGGGCAACCUAAUGCUCUGCAAGCGUGAUUAUUUGAGAUUAUUUGGCAACACGGGCUACUGUGCCGCCUGCAGCAAGGUGAUCCCCGCCUUUGAGAUGGUGAUGCGCGCCCGCACUAAUGUCUACCAUUUGGAGUGCUUUGCCUGCCAGCAGUGCAACCAUCGAUUCUGCGUGGGCGAUCGGUUCUAUUUGUGCGAGAACAAAAUUCUCUGCGAGUACGACUACGAGGAGCGGCUGGUCUUCGCCUCGAUGGCCAAUCAUCCGAUGCUGAAGCGCCAUGUCUCCUCGCUAGGCCAGGGCUCGCCCACUGGCGCCGCUGGGGCCCCGGGUGCCGCCGGCGGACUGCUCGGCGGAGGACCAGGCGUCGCCAACGGGGGUGUGGGCGUGGGCAUGGUCAACGGUCCGCGCACACCCGGCGACCACAACAACAACAAUGGACCCCAGACGCCCACCGGAGGCGGCUCUCCGUUUGCGGCCGCGGCAGCUGCCGCUGCUGCCGCCGCACACAUGAAGAACCAGCUAGGGGCGUCCAGCUAAAAUAAAGCCCUGGGCAUGGGCGGAGUUGGACCAGGUGUCGUCGGAGUAGGAGUUGGAUCUGGAUCAGGAGUGGGAAUGGGAGUGGGAGUGGGAGUGGGAGUCGGCGGAAUGGGCGUUGGUGCUGGCCAGCAGCAGUUCUAUGGAGUCACGGGCUUUGGUCUGCCCCACCAACAGCAGCAGCAGCAGCAGCAGCAUCAGCAGCAUCAGCAGCAGCAGCAGCAUCAACAGCAGCAACAGCAGCAGCAGCUCAUGGGCUUGGGCCUAGGAGGAGGAGCGUCUGGAUCCAUUGGAGCAGCAGGAGGAGGAGCAGCAGCUGGAGGAGGCGUUGGCAGCAUGGGAAGCAGCUGCAAACGCUACCAAAGAAAGUUCUACAACCGCAACUGAAUCGAGAAGGGUAGAUCGUGGCUCGUCGCUCUUGGAUCGAGAGAGAGAGAGAGAGAGAGGGAGAGGGAGAGGGAGAGAGAGCGCGAGAUAUGAUGCCACAUGAUUACGGAUGAUGAAGUCGAUAUUCAAUCUUCGUUUGCUUUUGACUGAGUUCAAGUUUUAUAGUGUUAUAGUUUUAGUUUUUGGUUAAGUUGCCACACAAAUCACUUGCUGAAUGUUGCACAUGUUGCAGGUGCAGGUGCAGGACUAAGUUUUCAUUUCCCUUUCGAAUGGGCAAAAAUUCGUUUCGUUUUAAGACCUGUAAAUAAUUUACUUGCAAGCUGUUGACUUUGGAGCGCGAUAGAUUUUUUUUUAUUUUUAUUUGUAUUUGUCGAGUGUGUACCACUUCAUAUGGGUAUACUCGUAUUCGCAUUCAUAUUCAUAUUCAUAUUCAUAUUCAUAUUCAUAUUGAUAUCGAUAUAUGUAACAAAUAUAUUUUAGUUUUCACGCUCGAAGCGUUGCGGUGCCAAAAUAAAUUCAAAGCAGUGCCAAAAAAGUCAAGAAAGAAGCAUACAAAUAGAGAAGCAAGAGAGGAAGAGAAGAGAGAGGAAGGCGGCCGCCGAGAGGAAGGCUCUGUCAAAAAAUAUAUAUGUGUCUCAUGUCUGCCCCACCGAUCGAUCAGCUAUCCCCGAUAUUUGCCCAGAUUUAAGUUCCACCUCCAACCAGAAAUGAGCCAGAAAGGGGGCCGCCGCUGCAGUUAGGGAUUGGCAAAACUUUGAUGACUUUGAUGAUGUGUAAAUAUUGAAAACAUUCUCUGCACACGACUACGACUAUACAAUACAAUAUACGAUACAUAUGUACAUAUGUGCAUAUGUACGAGAGGAGUGGAGUGGAGUGGAGUAUAUAUAUAUAUCUAUAUAUAUAUAUCUAUAUAUAUAUGAUUUUUGUUCGGAUUCCAUUUUAAGUCUGUUAGAGCAACAUUGUUGAUUAUUAUUUAAGUUUAGUUUAGUGCGAGGCUAAUUAUCGCGGGAUACCACAGCGGAAAGCGAGACACCGGAGAUGUAUAGACGAGACAGGGGUAGUCGGUAGACGGUAGACGGAAGAGGGUAGUGGGUGAAAGGGUACAUCUAGCCGAAACCGAAACCUAAACCUACACCCAAACUAGAGUUGAUGUAAAGAUAUGUGUAUCUAUAUAGUAUACAUAUAUAUAUAUUUAUAUAUAUAUAUAUAUAUAACCGAUAACCAACAAGUGAAACUAGUUACAUUAUAAACUGUAUUUAUUAAUCCUUUUUUUUGUGCAUCCAUUUAAUCAAUAAUCAAUAAUCGGCUAAACGGCUAUAAUUAGUGCCCACUGUGUGUCGCGGGUGUCCGCGGGGGGGUGGCAUUCCGGAGUUCCAUUUAGGGGCCACCCCUCGGAGGACCCAACCCCAGAACUAGCAAAUAUACAAUUUAGAGUGUAAGGAAGGAUCCGUGGACCGAUCUAUGGAUCGUGGUGCAGGAGGAUAAACCAAAGUGUGUGUAUAAGCAAAACAAAAAACUAUUGUACUAUCAAUCUAUCAAUUUAUCCAUGUAUCUAAAUGCGUGUCAGCAGCAGCAGCUUUCGGGUAAAAGAUCAGCUGAUAAGCUGAUCAACGAUAAACAAUACUACCUAUCUAUGAUUAU
Drosophila miranda is the source of this 3357-nucleotide messenger RNA. RefSeq lists its product as uncharacterized. NCBI's taxonomy places the organism in Eukaryota, Metazoa, Arthropoda, Insecta, Diptera, Drosophilidae. Gene Ontology annotation, molecular function: DNA-binding transcription factor binding; transcription coactivator activity. The record is from RefSeq and is a predicted model, not a curated record. Gene Ontology annotation, biological process: positive regulation of transcription by RNA polymerase II. The transcript has 5 exons. Gene Ontology annotation, cellular component: nucleus.